Molecule: messenger RNA, 3550 nt
Organism: Castor canadensis (American beaver)
Lineage: Eukaryota; Metazoa; Chordata; Mammalia; Rodentia; Castoridae
Gene: Txnrd2
Product: thioredoxin reductase 2
Biological process (GO): glutathione metabolic process; cellular response to oxidative stress; cell redox homeostasis
Cellular component (GO): cytosol; mitochondrion
Molecular function (GO): flavin adenine dinucleotide binding; thioredoxin-disulfide reductase (NADPH) activity; glutathione-disulfide reductase (NADPH) activity
Source: RefSeq, a predicted model, not a curated record
UUGCUGGGCAAGUAAUAAAGAUAAGCUGUGGUUAGGUCCUUGGUGUCCCAGGAGAUAAAAGUUAACAACUGUCCCUUUGUCAUUUUUUGGAUGGGGAGUUUAUAGUAAGCCACCUGCGAGGGGGAGGGGGUCUGGUGGUCCUAACAUGGCUGCUCUUACUAUUUACCCUAACACGAACUGGGAUGGUGAUCCAGUUACUGAGGUCACCAGACAUCCCAGUGGUCAGACCUGGGCAAUUCGACCUCUGCCCCCUAGAGGCUGCACCCAGCAAAUAUUUUUUAUGUGCUCAUGCAGGCAAUAAAUGAGGUGAUUCCAGAAAACUUGUAGGCUCUGAGCAGGAAGGCAUGUCAGGGUCUGUGAGUACCCUGGCACAGUUGACUGCCUGUGUAAAUGGACAGAGCUCUUCUGGCACGGCCUUGGAGGCAGGGGUGGAGGGUGGCCCUGCAGAGCCUGGGAGGCAGUCACCACCUCUGUAGUGGAAACCUAGGGGACCUGAGGGACCUAGGGCUGUUCCUAUAUAGCUUUGCUGACCCCCUGGGACACUGGCCAGGGUACCCUGUCUUGUAGAGCCUCUUUGCUGCAUGUGUUAGGUGAGGAUACUUACGCAGAUUUUGUGAAAAUAAAUAAAUGAAUGCACCUAUGCCAGUGAUGCCAUCACCUGGUACAUGGGAGCUGCUGCUGUGCCCACAAGCCCAGGGCCCUUCAAGGUGCAAGUAACCCCAGGCCUUGGGGCGGGGCAUUUGUUUUCAGCUAGGCAGAAGGCACUGCUGCUUUGAGGGGUCUGUCCUGCAGCCAGGGAGCACUGGCUAGACUUUGCUGGAGAGCCAAGCCUACAGGGUCUGGAGAAGGUGCCAGUAUCCCAUCAUGACACUGAAGUUUUGUCUCUCCAUUUCAACCUCACAUCCUUUUGGAGAAGGAAGACACCUGCCUUUUCCAGCGGGGGUUGGGGGGAGCACAUAGAACUAGAAUGAAUACAUCACCUCUCUCAUAACAUCUACUGAUGUAGCUCUAGUUACAUUGAACAGCUGCACAGGAGGCUCCCAGAGAUGACGCCACUAGGUGGCCAUCCCACCUAUGGGUGCACAUUGGCAGGAAGCCUUUGUACCCUUGUCAAUGCCAGGAGUCAUUUACUUGGUCCUCGCCACUCUCUUGGGCUCUUGCUCUUUGCUGGCUCUGUUCUAGGCACUGAAUUCAGAAAGGAGCAGAAACUUAAAGGACAGUGUGGUCAGAAGUCAGAGGCGAGGUAAAGAUAUUCUGGGGCUGAGCCUGUGGGCAAGGAGGGUGGCCUGGCCAAAGUGAGUGAAGGGCAGGAUGUGAGGGUCCCCCUGGGUAACACCUGCCACCCAGCCCCUCUGUAGAGCAGCACCUAUCUCACCCAUACUUGGGGUCCUUCCCCCAGCAGGCUACCCAAGCCGUCCCAAGUGGUUACAGGUAGAUAUUCUACACUUGCAAACUGCCAUUCUGCUGACCCCUGCCAAGCAUUUAUCAGACAGAGAAGGCUCCUGGGUGUGCACAGAGUAGCCAAGAUAAGCCCACAAUCCACACAACUGGCCUGCCACCUGAUAGCAGACAGAGGGCACAGUGCAGGGCUUCUGGGCACGACAACCCCAUGGGGAUCCCACUCUGGUGACAGGAAGGACAGGCAUCUGCAAUGGAAGCAGGGCAACAGAACUAUGAUCUCUUGGUGAUUGGUGGGGGAUCCGGUGGCCUGGCUUGUGCCAAGGAAGCCGCUCAGCUGGGGAAGAAGGUAGCCGUGGUUGACUAUGUGGAGGCUUCUCCCCGAGGCACCAAGUGGGGCCUUGGUGGCACCUGUGUCAAUGUGGGCUGUAUCCCUAAGAAGCUGAUGCAUCAGGCUGCACUGCUGGGGGGCAUGAUCCGAGAUGCCCCCCACUAUGGCUGGGAGAUUGCUCAGCCCAUCCAGCACGACUGGAAGAAAAUGGCAGAAGCUGUGCAAAACUAUGUGAAGUCCUUGAACUGGGGACACCGCGUCCAACUGCAGGACAGAAAAGUCAAGUACUUUAACAUCAAAGCCAGUUUUGUCAACAAGCACACUGUUUGCGGUGUCACAAAAGGUGGGAAGGAGACCCUGCUUUCAGCUGACCACAUUGUCAUCGCCACGGGAGGGCGGCCGAGGUACCCCACACAUAUCGAAGGUGCCUUGGAAUAUGGAAUUACAAGUGAUGACCUCUUCUGGCUGAAAGAAUCCCCUGGAAAAACGUUGGUGGUUGGGGCCAGCUAUGUGGCCUUGGAGUGUGCUGGCUUCCUCACAGGGAUUGGACUGGACACCACCGUCAUGAUGCGCAGUAUCCCCCUCCGUGGCUUCGACCAGCAAAUGUCUUCUUUGGUCACAGAGCACAUGGAAUCUCAUGGUACCCGGUUCCUAAAGGGCUGCAUCCCCUCACGCAUCAGGAGGCUGCCAGAUGGCCAACUCCAGAUUACCUGGGAGGACCACAGUUCUGACAAGGAGGACAUGGGCACCUUCAACACUGUCCUCUGGGCCAUAGGGAGAGUUCCAGAAACUAAAGGUCUGAACCUGGAGAAGGCUGGAGUGAACAUCAAUCCCAAGAAUCAGAAGAUCCUUGUGGACUCUGGGGAUGUCACCUCUGUCCCGCAUAUCUAUGCCAUAGGAGAUGUUGCUGAGGGACGGCCUGAGCUGACCCCCACGGCCAUCAUGGCAGGGAAACUCCUGGCCAAUCGGCUGUUUGCACAAUCCUCAGACCUGAUGGAUUACAGCAACGUUCCCACAACUGUCUUUACUCCGCUGGAAUACGGUUGUGUGGGGCUGUCAGAAGAGGAGGCUGUGGCUCGCCAUGGACAGGAACAUAUAGAGGUUUAUCAUGCAUAUUAUAAACCACUAGAAUUCACUGUGGCAGAACGGGAUGCAUCCCAGUGUUACAUAAAGAUGGUGUGCCUGAGGGAGCCCCCACAGCUGGUGCUAGGCCUGCACUUCCUCGGCCCCAACGCUGGCGAAGUUACUCAAGGAUUUGCUCUGGGGAUCAAGUGUGGUGCCUCCCACGCACAGGUGAUGCGGACAGUGGGCAUCCACCCCACCUGCUCAGAGGAGGUGGUCAAGCUUCACAUCUCCAAGCGCUCAGGCCUGGACCCCACUGUGACUGGCUGCUGAGGCUAAGCCACCAUCCCUGCCUUGCCGAUGGCACACGGACCGGAAGACCAGAGCUCAGGGGAUGGUCGUGUGGAGUGUCCUGUGUCUGCACAGAUGGCCUGUGUGCUCUGCAGGGAUGGCCAGGGAGUAGUCGUCCCUAUCUCUGUACCCCUAUCCCCUCUUCUCUCUGGGCCAGCCCACUAGGCCCCCUGAUGCUAGAUGAUGACGGCCUGGGCAGAAACCCACUAGGUGGACUGCCCAUGUCUGAGCACCCUGGCAUUUCUGGAGUUCAAAUAAAGAGGGUGUUUUCCUAAAGCAUGUUCUUCUGGUGGUGUUCUUGAUGUGCUCCCCGGAUUGUCAGGCGGGGGGCACAGGGCCUGGCCAGUCCGUCAGUUUCCUUGUCAAAUGAGAGUAGCUUCCAAGACCUACUGGCAAGGGGAGCCUAAA